Lemur catta (Ring-tailed lemur) is the source of this 945-nucleotide messenger RNA. Its product is annotated as olfactory receptor 52B4-like. Gene Ontology annotation, cellular component: membrane. Gene Ontology annotation, molecular function: G protein-coupled receptor activity; olfactory receptor activity. The record is from RefSeq and is a predicted model, not a curated record. Gene Ontology annotation, biological process: G protein-coupled receptor signaling pathway. The coding region runs from base 1 to 945 and encodes 314 amino acids. The transcript has a single exon. NCBI's taxonomy places the organism in Eukaryota, Metazoa, Chordata, Mammalia, Primates, Lemuridae.
AUGACUACCAUAAACCACACUGGUGUUAGCCACACAGUCUUCCAUUUGCUGGGCAUUCCUGGCCUAGAGGACCAGCACAUGUGGAUUUCCAUCCCCUUCUUCAUUUCCUAUGUCACUGCCCUGCUUGGGAACAGCCUGCUCAUCUUCAUUAUCCUCACAAAGCGCAGCCUCCACGAACCCAUGUACCUCUUCCUCUGCAUGCUGGCCGGAGCAGACAUUGUCCUCUCCACGUGCACAGUGCCACAAGCCUUGGCUGUCUUCUGGUUCCAUGCUGGGGAGAUCUCCCUGGAUCGCUGCAUCACUCAGCUCUUCUUCAUUCAUUCCACCUUUGUCUCUGAGUCAGGGAUCUUGCUGGCGAUGGCGUUUGACCGCUACAUUGCCAUAUGCUACCCGCUGAGGUACACCACUAUUCUUACAAAUGCUCUGAUUGGGAAAAUUGGUGUAACCAUCUUUCUCAGAAGUUAUGGUACAAUUUUUCCCCUAAUAUUUUUGCUGAAAAGACUGACAUUCUGCAAAGGCAAUAUUCUCCAGAACACAGAUUGUAAACACAUUGUCUUGGCCAAAAUUUCCUGUAAUGACGUCAGAGUAAAUAUCUGGUAUGGUUUUUUUGUCCUAAUGUCAACAGUGGUCUUAGAUAUUGUGCUAAUUUUUAUUUCUUAUGUGUUGAUUCUUCGUGCUGUCUUCCACAUCCCUUCCCAAGAUGCUCGGCACAAAGCUCUCAACACAUGUGGUUCCCAUGUCUGUGUCAUGCUCCUCUUUUAUGGGCCUGGGAUCUUUACCACCCUUGCUCAGCGAUUUGGACACCACAUCUCACCCCAUAUCCAUGUCCUGCUGGCCAAUGUCUGCAUUCUGGCUCCUCCUAUGCUGAAUCCCAUCAUUUAUGGGGUCAAGACCAAACAGAUCCGGGAGCAAGUGAUUCAUGUGUUGUUUACAAAGCAGAAGUAA